This is a messenger RNA of Diprion similis, 1672 nucleotides long. Its product is annotated as ectonucleoside triphosphate diphosphohydrolase 5. The record is from RefSeq and is a predicted model, not a curated record. Gene Ontology annotation, biological process: nucleoside diphosphate catabolic process. Bases 128 to 1558 code for a protein of 476 amino acids. Lineage: Eukaryota; Metazoa; Arthropoda; Insecta; Hymenoptera; Diprionidae. Gene Ontology annotation, cellular component: membrane. The transcript is spliced from 3 exons. Gene Ontology annotation, molecular function: UDP phosphatase activity; GDP phosphatase activity.
CCUGUAUCAUGUGACGUGGCACUCGACGGACAAAACUGUAGACGGAACGAUGCCUGACGUUACUAGUAUACCGCGUGUACAGAUGUUCCUUUACUUUACAUAUAUGCAUUGACUUGGCCUUGACUAAAUGCAAUACACACUCUUGGAAGCACAAGAUGGCAGCUCGAAUAGUCAUUACACGGCACCGCGCACGAAGAAAACUACGAAUCGCCCAAAUAGGACUAACAUUGUAAUGAUAAUAAUAAUUGGAAUAUCUGUUCUGGUUUAUAUCGGGAUAUCACUUGGAUUAAAACCAGUCAGGAUAGGAAGUAAAGCUUUAGAUAGUUUAGCCUUUUCGCUUAAUCUUCGAAAACCGUUUUAUGCGGUGAUUAUCGAUGCAGGUUCGACUGGAAGCCGUGUACUGGCUUUUAGUUUCCACGAAUCGAUAAUAGAUUCAAAUUUAAUUUUGGAUGACGAAUUAUUUGAGCAGAUAAAACCAGGGCUGAGUUCUUUUGCCGAUGAUCCAGCAAAAGGUGCUGAAUCUCUGGAAAGUUUAAUAAACAAAGCUAAAAAUGUUAUACCAAAAUCAGAAUGGCAACAUACACCUUUAAGUAUGAAAGCAACAGCAGGUUUGAGGCUAUUACCAAAAGAAAAGGCCAACAAAUUGCUCGAAGAGUGUGAAAAGAUGUUUAGAAAUUCAGGUUUCUUGACUUCCAAAAACUCAGUAUCUAUAAUGGAUGGUACUGAUGAAGGAAUAUUUUCCUGGUUCACAGUCAAUUUUUUACUAGAUCGUCUAACACCACAAAGUCAUCAAAAUACAGUAGCUGCAUUAGAUUUGGGUGGCGGGUCCACACAAGUAACUUUUGCACCUGAUAGCAAUCAUGUUAAAGGUCAAGAAAAGCAUAUAUUUUCCAUCAAUGCCUUCAACAAUAAUAUAAGCAUUUAUACUCAUAGCUAUUUAGGCAUGGGGCUUAUGGCUGCUAGAAAAGCAAUUUUAACAUACGGCCAAAAUUUAGAAACAGAAGAAAACACUCCCUCUGCGGGAUCUAGAGUUGAGAUACGUUCGGAAUGUAUUAAUCCUAUAAUAUCCACUGACUGGAGUUACGGUGGAGUAGAUUACUUAGUUAAAGGCCCACUUAAUGGAACCCACAAAGUUGUAAAGACCCAAAAUUUUGGUGGGGUCGACGAGGACAGACCGGUUGUGAGAUUCGCGGAAUGUUUGCAAAUUGUCAAGAAUUAUGUUGCUACUAUCGUUAACAAACCACUGGGAUUAGAAAACCGAGAAAUUAUGGCAUUCUCGUAUUACUUUGACCGAGCCACGGAAGUGGGCCUCAUUGAUCCAUUUUCUGGCGGAGUUGUUACAGUCGGUACUUUCUUGAAGCAAGCCACGGAAAGCUGCGACUAUCCGAAUACCGACCAACCGUUCAUGUGCUUGGACUUGACAUUCAUUUACGUCUUACUUCGGGACGGUUUUGAUUUACAACCAGCAACUAAAUUACAAUUGUACAAAAAGAUUAAUUCUCACGAACUGAGCUGGGCUCUAGGGGCAGCGUUCAACAUUUUGCAAAAUGGGCUCUGAUGUGUUUAUAUAUUAGAUUAAAAAUUUUAAUAGCAAAAAAUUUUGCAACGUGUCAAUGGUAUGUGAUAUGCUGGUACUCCAGGAGAGAACUAUUGUUGUAGAUUUUAAGUAAGU